AUGAUGGGUAAAGCACGGAAACACUCGAGAGGGAAAUCAUCGGGCUUUGUGCCUGAUUAUAUGCAAGCUGUUGAGACGAUGGUUGAGCCUGACGAGUUUGGUUACUCACGCGGAAUCGAUAGUGAGAUAGAGGAGCCCCCGGCACUGAAACGGAGUCGGUUUAGUUUGAAUGGAGAUAGCUAUGGUGUUGCUAAAGAGGUUUUAUCUUUGUCAAAGAUGUCGAGGUCCGAGAGAAAGAAUUUAGUUCGCAAGUUGAGGAUGGAGCUUGAACAGGUCAGGGACCUUCGUAAGAAGAUUGCAUGUAUUAGUUUAGACACUGUUCUGUUGUCCCCUUAUAGCGAUAUUCAUAGCUGCAGCGAUGGGUCUAGGAGGCCGCCACAAGAGAACAUUGCUACGUUUGUUGGUACACAGGGGAAAAAGCGUCGUCCUGUGCGCAAUGACAAACAGCGGACUAAGAAAGGCCCAUCUCGGCAUCCUGAGUCUACAAGAUUAGAUGUCUCAACAAGCUCUACAGUUGCUUCAGUGAUGAAGGAGUGUCAGAGGUUACUCGAUCGAGUAUGGUCGCAUAAGCUGGGGUUUGCAUUUCGCAAUCCAGUUGAUCCAGUUUUGUUGAAUAUUCCAGACUAUUUUACUGUGAUUAAGCACCCGAUGGAUCUUGGAACGAUACGAAGCAGACUGCGUCAAGAUGAAUACUCUAGUCCUUUGGACUUCGCAGCGGAUGUGCGUCUUACAUUUUCAAAUUCUAUAGCUUACAACCCACCAGGAAAUCAAUACCAUAAGAUGGCUCGAGAUCUCAGCACAUAUUUUGAGGCGAGAUGGAAAAUCAUAGAGAAAAAAAUACCUGUGAUUGAACCCCCUGUCAUCCCCUUAACCAGUUCUGCUUCUCUGGAGUCUGAAAUCCCUGUUAAAGUAGCACCGCCAAGAAAGAAAGUAGCUGCAGUUAACGAGAGCAAGCUGAGGGUGGAACCUGUGAAGAUGGUCAUGACAGAUGAUGAGAAGAAAAAAUUAAGCCUAGAUUUGGAGGCGUUGGAAGAAGAGUUUCCGCAAAACAUUGUUGAUAUCCUGAGAGAGCAAAGUGGCAAUGAUGGCCAAUCUGGGGAAGCUGAGAUUGAGAUAGAUAUAGAAACGCUUUCUGAUGAAAUCUUGUUCAUGGUUCGGAAACUCCUGGAUGACUACCUAAUGGAGAAAAAGAAAUCCCAGGAAAAGAGUGAACCUUGUGAGAUGGAGAUUGUUCAUGACUCUGGAUUCAGUAAUUCCCCUCUGCAGCCUAGUAAAGGUGAUCUGCUAAUUGACGAGGAUGUUGACAUAGUUGGUGGGAAUGACCCCCCUGUUUCCAGCCAUCCUCCUCUUAAGAUAGAAAAAGAUGCUGCAUGUAGAAAUAAUGAAUGCAGCAGUUCGAGUAGCUCCAGUAGUGAAUCAGGAUCUUCAUCUAGUGAUUCUGAUUCUUGUAGUUCCUCUGGGAGUGAAACAGAUUCCAUUAAACCUUCAAAUCCUACUGGUACAGAGGAUAAAAAUGAACCAGGAGUUGGUGUAAACAGGAAGGACGUUGAUAUCAACAGUGAAAAGAUUGUUGUAAAUGAUUCUUUGAAUGAAUUGGGUCAAGUUGAGCAUGAUGUUGGGGAAAAGUCGACCGCCAUGGAUGCAGUACAUGUCCUUCCAGAGGAGGAGACUGCUCCACCUGAGAGGAAAAUCUCCCCAGAUAAGCGUUACCGUGCGGCUCUGUUGAAGAAUCGUUUUGCUGAUACCAUUAUGAAAGCUCGAGAGAAGGCCCUUACUAAGGGUGAGAAAGGAGAUCCUGAAAAACUGAGGAUAGAAAGAGAGGAGUUUGAAAAACGGCUGAGGGAAGAAAAAGAACGGUUACAAGCCGAAGCCAAAGCUGCUAAAGAGGCUAAGAGAAAAGCCGACGUAGAAGCUGCAGAAAUAGUAAGGAGGGAAAGAGAGCAAGAGAGAGAAGCUGCACGACAGGCUUUACAGAAGAUGGAAAAGACCGUGGAAAUUAACGAGGGUAGGCGGUUUAUGGAAGACCUGGAGAUGCUUAGAGCCACCGGUGCCGAGGGUGAUCAAUUACCAACUUUCAUGGAAGAGAUGAUCCCCAAAUGUAGUGAGGAUAUGCUGGGUAGCUUUAAGAUGGAAGGAAACAGUAAUCCAUUAGAACAGCUAGGCCUGUACAUGAAAAUGGAUGAGGACGAAGACGAUGAAGAAGAUCAGCCACACUUUAGGCAAGGAGAAGUAGAUGAACAGUCCCUUGAUAGACAAGAAAGACACACACUUAGUCCUCACGGAGUAGAGAGAGAGGACCAACUUGUUAGUGAAAAUGAAAAACUGGUAAGCCAAGAAGAUGAAAAAUCCAUCAACCAAAAGGAAGGAGAAGAACAAAUGGAGAAUGUGCCGCCACUUGGUCCCCACAGAGAAGAGGGAGAAGACCAACUUGUUAGUGGAAGUCAAGGGCGAGAAGAGGUGGUAAGCCAAAAGGUACAAGAUAAUGAGAACCACGAAGAAGAAGAAAUUAUCAACCAGAUUGAAGGAAAAGAACAAUUAGAGAAUGUGCUAGAUAAAAGAAAUGGAGUUGAGGACAAGGGAGAUGAAGAAGCUGUAGUGUUGAACAAGGGAGAUGAAGCUGAAGCUGAAGCUGUAGACAAGGGAGAGGAAGAAGCUGUCGACAUGGGAGAGGUAGAAACUGAAGCUGUGGACAGGGCAGAGCAAGAGACUGAAGCUGUCGACAAGGGAGAACAAGAGCAAGAAACUGAAUUUGUUGACAUGGCAGGGCAAGAAACUGAAGUUGUCGAAAAUGGAGAGCGAGAAAUUGAAGUUGUGAGCGAGAGAGAGCAAGAAACUGAAGUUGUAGACAAGGGAGAGGAAGAAGCUGUCGACAUGGGAGAGGUAGAAACUGAAGUAUUCGACAGGGCAGAGCAAGAGACUGAAGCUGUCGACAAGGGAGAACAAGAGCAAGAAACUGAAUUUGUUGACAUGGCAGGGCAAGAAACUGAAGUUGUCGAAAAUGGAGAACGAGAAAUUGAAGUUGUUAGCGAGAGAGAGCAAGAAACUGAAGCUUUAGAGAAGGGAGAGGAAAAAACUGAAGUUUUAGACAAGAGAGGGGAAGAAACCGAAGUUGUGGGCAAGGGAGAGCAAGAAGCGCAAGUUUUGGAAGACGAAGUUGAUUGA
Thlaspi arvense is the source of this 3162-nucleotide messenger RNA. The record is from the annotation of a GenBank genome assembly. Lineage: Eukaryota; Viridiplantae; Streptophyta; Magnoliopsida; Brassicales; Brassicaceae.